AGCUGAAAGUGUCGGAGAUCGCAACGAUCACAACAACAAGAGGCAACAAAUUAUCAUUAUGAAGAGGUCCAAGCCUUCAGGUGCAACGGGAAGGAAACGGAAAAAAGAACAGGAGGGAACGAGAGCCAAAUACAGAGACAUGUCUGCUGCCAGCUGUCUGCUGACUGAAGAUCAGUUUCUGUGCUCCAUCUGUCUGGAUGUGUUCACUGAUCCAGUCAGCACACCAUGUGGACACAACUUCUGUAAAGCCUGCAUCUCUCAACACUGGGAUAGAAAUGUCCUGAGUCAGUGUCCCAACUGCAAAGAGGUGUUCAACAUAAAGCCUGAGCUGCGGGUCAACACUUUCAUCUCUGAGACUCACCUGGAGCCUCACCUGACAAGAGCAGGCCUGAAGAAACAUCAGCUGAUCGACCCUGAGGAGAACCUGGAAGGCAGGAUGUGUGUGAAGCACGAUAAACUGCUGGAGCAGACGCUCAGUAAACAGAUGAAGAAGCUGCUCGAGCUGAAGAGGGUCCAGCAGUAUGAGGUGGAGGUGACUCUCGAUCCUGAUACAGCACAACCUGAUCUCCUCCUGUCUGAUGGUAGAAAGUAA
Messenger RNA from Gymnodraco acuticeps, 592 nucleotides. RefSeq names its product tripartite motif-containing protein 65-like. Lineage: Eukaryota; Metazoa; Chordata; Actinopteri; Perciformes; Bathydraconidae. The record is from RefSeq and is a predicted model, not a curated record. The transcript has 2 exons. The coding region runs from base 59 to 592 and encodes 177 amino acids.